Molecule: messenger RNA, 2354 nt
Organism: Aphis gossypii (cotton aphid)
Lineage: Eukaryota; Metazoa; Arthropoda; Insecta; Hemiptera; Aphididae
Gene: MED30
Product: mediator of RNA polymerase II transcription subunit 30
Exons: 2
Coding region: 201-869 (222 amino acids)
Biological process (GO): positive regulation of DNA-templated transcription
Cellular component (GO): mediator complex
Molecular function (GO): transcription coregulator activity
Source: RefSeq, a predicted model, not a curated record
AUAACAAUUAUUAUAAAAUGCCACUCUCCUAGUCUCCUAACUGGAAGUCGGUAAUACGGCAUAUUAUUGUAUCAUUAAUCAUUCAUUAAGUAAAGGUCUAUUUAAAAUUCAGAUUUUAGAACUUUAAUUUUUUAGUUUAUCAAUCGAUUUUUAUAUAAAAUUAUAAAAGAUCAAGUGUUAUACAAUAUCUGCAUGUCAAUAUGCAGUCGUCUCAGACUGGUAUGGUUGGUCAACCAAGCUUUAAUGUAGGACCUGGUUUACAAUCGAAUAUGCAGACACAGGUUCCCGGUCAACACAAUGUAUUAGUACCACAAGUUCCUCUCAAUCAAAAUCCCGUAGGUGUUGGUUCCGUUUCUCAGCCACCAGUACCACCUUCCAGCCAAAAUCAGUCAGCAUCUGGUCAUCAAUUUAAUACGGCAUCUUUGUGUCGUUUUGGACAAGAAACAGUACAAGAGAUAGUGUCUCGAACACACGAAGUAUUCCAGAUACUUAAGGUUCUAAUGCCACCCAAUGGUACUCCAACUGGUGCUAAUAUGAGUAAUGAAAGACGUAUUAAAAUGCAAGAUCAAUUGAGGAACAUAAAAUUAUUAUUCAAAAGGUUAAGAAUUAUAUAUGAAAAAUGUAAUGACAGCUGUCAAUUACAAGGUAUGGAGUACAUGCAUAUAGAAGGACUAAUUCCACUCCAAGAAGAAUGGGAUAUGAAGUCCGAAGAAAGGAAAACUAGUGAAACUUACCGUGUUGCUAGCGAUGAAAUGAAAGAAGUAGCAGAACAAUUAAGUAAUAAGAAUAGACAUUUAAAAGAAAUAAUUGAUCAUCUUCGAAGAAUUAUAUGGGAAAUAAACACAAUGUUAGCAAUGAGGAGGUCUUAAUAUAGUUGAACCUGCUUAUUAGGAACAAGGAUUAUUGAUAUAAUUGUGCUAUUGAAACAACGCAUCAAUGAUUUGAAAUAAUUAGAUUCUAUGUUAGAGGUACAACAUAAUCUUAUCUUUUUUACAUCAUCACUUAACAAUACUAAAUUCCACUUGUCUAAUUAAUUUAGUUUAAUUUUACUAUUCUUUAUUUUAAGUAAUCUUUAUUGUAGCUACUAAGUACUAACCUACUAAACUCCUAACUGUUAUAUUUUUAGUUAAGCUUUAGUGUGCAUACGUUAAAAGGUGGUUAGUGUUUCGGCUUAGAGCAAUGCUAUUGUUAAAGCAUGGUUAUCAAGUUAUUUAACACAUCAAUAGAUACAUAUUUCAUAAAACAAAUAGUAUAAUUAAUUUUUCUAUAGUAGAUACAUUUUAAGUAAUAUAUUAUUAUACUAUUUUUUUUUUCGUAGUAAAUAAAAAUAAAAUUGCUUAUUAGAAAUAAUCGGUUAAUUGACACAUUUCAUAUUGGUCCAAAAAUGUUCCUCUUAAGCAGCUUAAUAUUAGUAUUAGUUUUUUUUAAGUGAAAAAUGAAUGUGUAUAUGAUAUUAAAGUAUGAAAAAAAUAAUUAUAAGUAUUGCAAUUUGAAAUGAUUAUAAUAAUAAACAUACAUUAUCUGGUCAAUUUUAUGAAUUACCAUGCAUUAUAUAGCCAUAUUAUAAAAUUGGAUAUGUGGAAUGGAAGACAAAACAAAUAAAAUUAUUCGUAUGGUGUAUAAAUAUCCACAUUGAUGAAAAGAAUGUUACAAAUUAUACAAUAAUAAUUUUAACUUAAUGGUUAUGUCACAUGAUUAGUUUGGCAUUGAUAAUACUUAUAAGUCAUAAUUAAAAUUGAAAAGCAGUGUGUAUUUUAAAUCUGUUCAAUUUUUAAUUUAGUUACUGGAUAAAUUUGUUAAAAAACAAUAAAACUAAUAAAAUUUCAAAAAAUAAUUUAUAAUUAUUGUAAUAUAUCAUUUAAGAGGAAUGCCACAACAUACAAUACAAAUUUACAAUAUUUUGUAUUCAUAAAGGUCUAUCAACAAUAUAUUAAUACUAUAAUGUCUUAUAAUUAAAUAUUGGCCUUUAGGCAAAUCAAUUAUUUAUAUGCUUAAUAAUGAACCCUGACAUAGGUUAAUACUUAGGUAAUUUAAAAGUUAAGAUUGUCUACAACAAACAAAAAUUUAAGAAAAUAAAAUAUACAUUUUCAUCCUAGUAUAUGUCAAAAGUUUUAACACUUUACAACAUUAUUAACUAUAUGAAAUGGUGUUUCCAUAAUUGAUUUAAGUAUAUAAUUUUUAUUCAAGGUGAAAUAAUUUGCUUGUAAAUUUUUUAAAUUGUAUUAUUAUAUUUUAAUGUGUUAAAUACACAUAACAUAUGUUUUACACGACAUAAAUGCUAAUAAGUGCUACUCAGUGCUAGUCACAAGAGACUAAUUUUUGUACUAAAAUAACAAAUAUGAGAUAAAACGACA